GAUACAUAAUUAUUUAUAUACAUGCAUAAGUGUUAGUAUUGAAGUUGGGUUGUGGGGUUGUGGGGUGCAAUAAAAGUGGGGUGUUGAAGAUGGGUAGGUCUGGGUUUUUAUAAUGCUUUGAAUAUCCGCUGUUCUAGUUGCUGUUCUUGUUUCAAAUCCCUCAAAACCCAAAAUAUUUUUAACGUGAUUGUUAUUAGAUAUAUAUAUAUAUAUAAAUUGUAAGCAGCUGCAGACAAUGAUGAUGAUGAUGCUGAAGCUCUUUGGGGUUGUGUGCUCCUCAGCUUAAUUACCCUGCACCCACCUCCACAUCUGCUCAUUCAUUUAGAGAGAGAGAGAGAGAGAGAAGAGGGGAGUGGGGGCAGCUUUCUCAUUACAAGUCAUUUUCUUGCUUUUCAAUUCAUGUUAAUGUGUUGGGGUAGUUAAGGGGUCACUCUGAUUUGUGUUGUGGUUUGUGACCUUUGUUUUUGCUAGUAAUGGUGAUCUAGUUUUAUCAGUGUUUCUUUUUUUCUUUCCCUUUUUCCUUGGGCACUGAAGUGAAUGCAAUAAUGGGUAUUGUUAGUGUUGUCAAAAGGAAGAGAGGGUUUAAUUCAGCUGAUCACCUUCAUCACCUUCUUCUUCUUCUUCUUCCUUUCUUCAUCUCUGCCCUUAUUUCUGAAAGAUUUGUCGUCGCUGUCGCUGUUUCGGGCUUGAAUUACACCAAAUUUAGGCAAGUUGGGAGCUUGAGACUUGCAAGGAUCCAGAGGCAUUUGGACAAGAUCAACAAGCCUCCUGUCCUAACCAUUGAGAGCCCAGAUGGAGAUAUCAUAGAUUGUGUUCAUAAAAGAAAACAGCCAGCUUUAGAUCAUCCUCUUCUCAAGAAUCACAAGAUCCAGAGAGUUCCACCAGAAAUGCCCAAGUUAGGAGUGAUGAAAAAGGAUAAUAAUGAGGCAAUGAGAGACCACAAAUACAAUAAGACCACCAGUGGUGGUAGCGGUGGCGACAGCGGUGGUGCAUGGCAAAUGUGGCACCAGAAGGGAGAAAGGUGCCCAAAGGGCACCGUUCCAAUACGGCGGAGCACAGUGCACGAUGUGCUGAGGGCUAAGUCUUUGUAUGACUUUGGGAAGAAGCAACGAAGUUCACUCCCCCUUGCUACCCGCAUUGAUGCCCCGGAUGUAGUCAGUGGCAAUGGCCAUGAGCAUGCGAUAGCAUACACGGGAGCAUCAGAAGAGGUGUACGGUGCAAAAGCGACAAUAAACGUGUGGGACCCAACAAUCGAAGUGGUCAACGAGUUCAGCCUCUCUCAGAUCUGGGUCCUCUCGGGAUCAUUCGACGGCUCAGAUCUCAACAGCAUAGAAGCUGGCUGGCAGGUUAGUCCGGAGCUCUACGGUGACAGCAGGCCCAGAUUAUUCACUUAUUGGACGAGUGAUUCAUAUCAAGCAACAGGAUGCUACAAUCUUCUAUGUUCAGGGUUUGUUCAAACCAAUAGUCGGAUUGCCAUCGGAGCUGCCAUUUCUCCUAUCUCGUCUCUCUCCAGCAAUCAAUAUGACAUCACUAUUCUCAUUUGGAAGGAUCCAAAGUUGGGAAAUUGGUGGAUGGGGUUUGGUGAUAACACACUAGUAGGGUACUGGCCAGCGGAGCUUUUUACGCACCUAGCCGACCGAGCCACCAUGGUGGAGUGGGGAGGUGAGGUGGUGAACUCACGAGCCAACGGCCACCACACAACGACCCAAAUGGGCUCGGGUCAUUUUGCCGAAGAUGGAUUUGGGAAAGCAAGCUACUUUCGAAAUCUUGAAGUUGUAGAUUCAGACAACAGUCUCAGCUCAGUUCGUGACAUAACAAUCCUAGCUGAGAAUACCAAUUGCUACAACAUCAAGAGCUCCUACAACAAUGAAUGGGGCACGCAUUUCUACUAUGGUGGGCCUGGGAACAACCCACAAUGUCCAUGAUCAUCAACAUCCUAUAUUUUCAUCAUUAAAAAAAAAAAAAAAAAAAUGCCUCUAUUUUUAAAUUCUUUGUCUAGAUCUUAGAAGUAAGGGAAUGCUAUUUCCACCCUUGCUUUUGUUACUUCCAGAAUUUUUUUGGGGUGCAUGUUCAUGAUGUGAUGAAGGAAUGUAUUUAUUAAAUAAGACAAAAGCAUUAAAUAGGUAUGGAAAUAGCAAUAUUUUAAUUAGUAGUUGAUUGGAGCAGAAUUUGGUGUAUUGUAAUCUUGAUUUUUCGUUAAUCGGCAAUUAAGAAAAUUAAAACAAUAUGCCUAAUGAGGAUUACCCGUUAUUA
Messenger RNA from Camellia sinensis, 2253 nucleotides. RefSeq names its product carboxyl-terminal peptidase (DUF239). Lineage: Eukaryota; Viridiplantae; Streptophyta; Magnoliopsida; Ericales; Theaceae. The record is from RefSeq and is a predicted model, not a curated record.